AGUCUUCACCGCGCUCCUAUAGAGCUCGCGCGCUCUAAACAAAACGGUUUACGUAACAGUGUUACAACAUAAACAAAAACUCACAAAAUAUGCCUCUGUUAAUGGAGUGCUACAUGUUUAUUAUUCUGUGAUAUCAUUAUAGGGUUUAAAUCUAAAUCAGUUUUUAAUUACGUCAAAAACAGUCGGACAUAGUUAAGCUAUAUUUUAAGAAGACUAAUUGUAGGUUUGUUUUGUAGAUUAAUAUCGUAUUAUAAAUUAAUGAGCUGUCAAGUUAUAAUUAGGAUGGGAAGUAAAUAGUUUGAUGAUUUUUAGGAGGCGAAUAUUUGUGGAAUUUGUCGUGCCAAAAGUAUAGUGAGUGGGUGUUGAAGCGUCGGUGUUCUUUAUAUAAGUGUUUAUUUGUGAUAAUGGUGGCUAUGCUGGAGGUCGCUGAAAGGAAUAACAAUGACUACUUUCGAUCUUUUUUACCAGUUGAAUCUGGUCUUUGGUUACAAGUUUUGCCAUCGUCGACUGUUAGAACACUUCUAGAUAAUAUAACUUUCCGCCUUGCAGUUUGUCUUCGCCUGGGGGCAACCUGUAAUAUCUCCCAUCUUUGCCCUUGCGGUGAAAUGGUGUACUCUUCAGGUCAUCACGGCUUAUCAUGCAGCAGAAGUGCUGGUCGUAUCUCUCGGCAUGCAAGUAUUAAUGGUAUCAUCCAUGGAGUUCUUGCUACGGCAUCAGUGCCAGCCAUUCUAGAACCAAACGAGUUGACUCGCGACGACGGUAAGAAACCUGAUGGGAUUUCAUUGGUACCUUGGAGGAUGAGUCGACCCCUAGUAUGGGAUACCAUCUGUGUUGAUACUUUGACGCCAUCUCAUCUUCCAGGAAUUUGUCUCUAG
This is a messenger RNA of Diatraea saccharalis (sugarcane borer), 875 nucleotides long. The record is from the annotation of a GenBank genome assembly. NCBI's taxonomy places the organism in Eukaryota, Metazoa, Arthropoda, Insecta, Lepidoptera, Crambidae.